UGAGAACGCCAAAGUUUUAAGGGAAAAAAGUUGCACUAUAUAAAACCCAACCAAUUAAGCAAUCUUCAUCAUCAUCUGCACGAUCUCCAAACUUAACUGAGCCUCGAGCACCAGCAAGCACUUCUUCUCCCACAUCAUAUAAUUUAUCUCAUUCACUUCUUCCUUUUCCUAAAUCCGGGGAAAAAAAAAUGGCCGUCACUUGCUUCACUCAGGAGUUCAAGACUGCGAUUGCUCCAUCCAGGAUGUUCAGGGCGCUGAUCCUCGACUCUCACAACCUCAUCCCUAAGAUAGCCCCUCAGGGUAUUAAGAGCAUCGAAUUCAUUCAAGGAGACGGUGGUGCCGGAAGCAUCAAGCAGACUAACUUUGCUGAUGGUGGUCACUUGAAGUGGUUGAAGCACAGGAUAGAUUCUAUCGAUGUAGAGAAGCUCGUGUGCAAGUACACCUUUAUCGAGAGUGACAUUGCCUUUGACAAGAUUGAGUCGGUGGUGUACGAGGUGAAGUUCGAAGCUUCCAGCGAUGGUGGGUGUGUCUGCAAGAUGACGAGUGAGUACCAUGUGAAGGCCGGUUUGGAGCUGAAGGAGGAGGAUAUAAAGCAGGGCAAGGACAAGGCCAUGGGACUCUACAAAGUUGUUGAGGAAUACCUCACGGCCAACCCCGAAGCCUAUGCCUAAAUGAGCAUUUCUUUUUAGUUUCUUCUGCUGGAGUUCAUGUGGUCUCUUCCCCUUUUUUCCUGCCUUAGCAUUUGGAAUUGGUUUCUCUGAAAAUCCAUGCGUGUGAAAGGGCACAACGAAAUAAAGAAUAUUGUGAUUUUGCAGCGUA
This is a messenger RNA of Punica granatum (pomegranate), 819 nucleotides long. Lineage: Eukaryota; Viridiplantae; Streptophyta; Magnoliopsida; Myrtales; Lythraceae. The record is from RefSeq and is a predicted model, not a curated record.